Molecule: messenger RNA, 816 nt
Organism: Daktulosphaira vitifoliae (grape phylloxera)
Lineage: Eukaryota; Metazoa; Arthropoda; Insecta; Hemiptera; Phylloxeridae
Product: peptidyl-tRNA hydrolase 2, mitochondrial-like
Exons: 1
Coding region: 1-483 (160 amino acids)
Cellular component (GO): cytosol; mitochondrion
Molecular function (GO): peptidyl-tRNA hydrolase activity
Source: RefSeq, a predicted model, not a curated record
AUGUUUGAAGUACCAAGUUAUGAAGUAAUUACAUCUUUUGUGACUGGUGUUUUCAUAGGAACUUGUAUGUCCUAUGGUUUUCGUAACAUUAGACCAUUACUAUCUGGUUCAUUAACAAGUCUUACUACCAAUACUAAACUUGUCUUGGUUGUCAGGAAUGAUUUGAAAAUGGGCAAAGGAAAAAUUGCAGCUCAGUGUUCACAUGCUUCUGUUGAAUGUUAUAAAGCUUCAGUUCAAUUUAAACCUCAAAUUGCUCAAUUAUGGAAAAUGACUGGCCAGAAAAAAGUUGUUGUUGGUAUAGAAUCAGGAGAGAAAGGAUUAAAUGAACUGUCAAAAAUUGCAAAGUCUCAUAAAGUUCUUUCUGCUAUAAUAUAUGAUGCUGGAGCUACUCAAAUCAAAGCUGGGACACCGACUGUAAUUGGUAUUGGUCCUGAUAAUUCUACCAUUAUCGACCAAAUAACUGGACACUUGAAAUUAGUUUAAAAAUACAAAUAGUUUAUUAAAAAGUAAAUGUAAACAAAAUAUAAAAAAUAAAAACAUUAGUCAAUUUGAUAUUUGGACGGAAUUGUUUGCUAUCCUAAUUAAAAAAAAAUUGAGUUUAAUUAUUUAUUACAAACAUAGUUAUUAUUGCACACAAAGUAAUAAUAAUAACUGAAUAAGGAGAUAUGUUAGUUGAUGAGUUACAGUUGUCUUCUGAACAAUAGCAUUCUUCCCAGUAUACUCCAUUCCAUUCAACUCCCCAAUUGCAUACUCCAGUAACACCGGUAUCUGAUACUGAACCACAGCGACGAAUAACAUUUUUCCAACGUCCAUCCC